Photinus pyralis (common eastern firefly) is the source of this 1119-nucleotide messenger RNA. Its product is annotated as probable glucosamine 6-phosphate N-acetyltransferase. Gene Ontology annotation, molecular function: monosaccharide binding; glucosamine 6-phosphate N-acetyltransferase activity. Gene Ontology annotation, cellular component: endoplasmic reticulum-Golgi intermediate compartment; Golgi apparatus; endoplasmic reticulum. The record is from RefSeq and is a predicted model, not a curated record. Bases 154 to 744 code for a protein of 196 amino acids. Gene Ontology annotation, biological process: UDP-N-acetylglucosamine biosynthetic process. Lineage: Eukaryota; Metazoa; Arthropoda; Insecta; Coleoptera; Lampyridae. The transcript is spliced from 4 exons.
UAAUAUUUCUACGACUUCCACUAGGCCACUUGCAACUUGGCGAACAUUCCAAAAAUGUGAAAGUACUCAAGGUGAAUAAUUUUUUUUCUUCGCUUACUGUUAACAUACCUUUCAAAUUGCACGCAUAAUAGUUUGAGUGUGUACCCAGGUGUGAUGGGGGCCCAUAAGAAGGGUUCUAAUAAUGGAUCCUAUUUGUAUGAUCCAUUGUUACUUGAAGGAUUGGACUGGUCCUCUGCAAGAAACCUUAUGUCACCAAACAUAACAAGCACAGAUCCUGGCGAAGAGUGGCUGUGUGUUAGACCUUUACAAAUAACCGACCAUAAUAAAGGAUUUUUAACCUUGUUGGCACAACUGACCACUGUAGGAAAUGUUUCUCAACAUGAUUUCGAACGUCAAUAUUGGCUAAUGCAACGAUCUGGUGCUUAUUACGUCACCGUUAUUGAAGAUACACGAAGUCAAACAAUUAUUGGUGCUGCUACUUUAGUCACCGAGCUGAAAUUUAUUCACAACGCUUCCAUAAGAGGCAGAUUAGAAGAUGUUGUCGUUAACAACACUUACAGAGGGAAACAAUUGGGAAAGCUCAUUGUGUUAACGGUGACGCUCUUGGCGAAGAAGCUUGGAUGUUAUAAAAUGUCAUUGGACUGCAAAGAUAAUCUCAUACCAUUUUACAAAUCUAUAGGUUACAAGAUUGAAGCAGGAAAUUCUAACUCCAUGAUUAUUAGAUACGAGACAGCGCCCUCUUGACAAUUAGCCGUCAACACUGUUAAUACUAAAUCCAAAUUAUAAAUUAGUAUUGUAAUCUCUUGCAUUUUAAUCAAUUUUAUUUAAGACUAGUGAUUGACUGAAAAUUUAGUGCAACUUCUUCUAUAAUUUGAGAUGGGUUAGUCGUAAAGUAUUAUUUUUGUAUUUCAUGCGUCUUUACUAAGAUACCUAAAUCUUGUAUAUAAAUGCAGGAGAUUUUUUGGCUUAUUUGCUAGUUUUAUUCGUAUUGGAUUUUGUAUUAAUUGUGUUGGCAUAGCUAGAGGCACUUCGGAACUGCCAUCAAAUGUGCUUUAGUCAGUUUUUGUGUAUGCUAAUCUAUUAUGUUGUUUGCAAUUAAACAGCGAUUGUCUAAAUUAA